This is a messenger RNA of Amoebophrya sp. A120, 1426 nucleotides long. Lineage: Eukaryota; Dinophyceae; Syndiniales; Amoebophryaceae. The record is from the annotation of a GenBank genome assembly.
AUGAUCUGGACCAAGAACAACUACUUACAGCUGUUGCAUAAUUUCGCUCCGUUAAUGAACGUUCCACGUUUUUUUUUUUCUCUCUCUCUUGCCUCGGUCCGUCCUCGUGUCCUCGUGGCCCUUUCAGCUUCGGAGCAGUUAGGAGCACAGCAUCAGUUUGGUGUUGUCUACUUCUACUACCCCGGGCUGCAAGCAGGCAGGCGAGAAGGCCUCAAAUGCAAAGGGUGCAAGAGACAACACCCAAACUUUUCGUAUGUUCUUUCGGACAAAAAUUCAAACUUUUUCGAAGCGAUGACCAGAUCCCAAUGCCAAGCCAAAGAAAAAAUUUACUUACAGAAUGUGAUAUCGGAUAUUACAAGAAGAAAUUAAUCGUUGUACAGCUGUACCCCAGUUUUUACUAUCAGCCCCACUCAUUUGGCUUUAUCGUUAUCCCUGUUUCACUACUGUAUCUGUAACUCCUUGCCAAGAACGCAGGUGGCUGUUGCAACAUAAAACAAGCUCGAGAGAACACGGCUGGAGGAGGUAGUAGAGAACUCUACAAAUCAGUCACAGGCUUGUCCGUACGUUAGGUCCACUUCAUGUAGCGGGGUAUGAAAGCAAAUAACGAACCUAUGCCGUGCCUAACCAGGCACUGGCUUCAUAAUAAUUUCACCCACGCUGGGCGAGGCGCAAGAGCCCGAUGUCAUAAGCUACAAUUCUAGCGGCCGGUCGAAAUUUGCGGACCCCGUAAUUUUCUGUUGCAGCAAGCUACUUCUCUUCAGAUGAAAUAAACAUAUGCAAUUGCAAGCUCCACCCCCGAUGAAAAACAACUACUUUACGAAAAAAAUAAACGCUAGCAGAAGUACAGCAUGUACGGGAGCUGCGUGCUGUUGUUUUUUUCUUCGUGCGCCAGCAGCGGGUUCCCUGUUUUAAUUUCUGAACGGAUGACCACGAGGGAGGUGCUGGUGAUUUGUUGUUCUGUUACCGUAGAGGACCAGUCCUGUGGCUAGUCUCUUGUGCUCUCGUCCAAGAAGCCACUUUCGAACAUCAUUCGGUCUUGAUGGAUUACAUCAAUCAGUUCCUGCGUAAUUAGCACUAUAGUUUAUCAUAUAUAUAAAUAUUUGCAUCGACAACUCCGUUUCCGCUUUGUUCAAAUAUUCUACGUCUUAUCGUUCCUUCGUCCAACAAAACCUAAUCGUUCCACAAGAACUCGUGCAACUAUUCUAGAUUCUGUCGACUUCGUAUAUGAGUUAAGUUUUCGUUUAUGAUUUACAUAUCGAGCGGCCGACGAAUCUCGUCACAAGUGUUUCCUACACUUGAUCAACACAUCCACCGAACACGCAUGCGCCAGGGUGAAAUGAGAUGGGAGUGUGGUGAUGUCUCCCCGCGGCCAAGAAAACAGUUUUUAUUUGCGAAGCAUGACUCGGCGUACUCAGGAAAUGGCAAG